AUGGCGCUUUGGGACCCCGAGGCCGCUGGCAAUGCCGCGAUCUACCUUCGAUUGCCAAAUAUCCAGCUGAUUGAUAUCCGAAAUGCUCCAUUCGAGGGUAAAACCGCCGUCUGGGUUCCUUACUCCGACACUGGUUACACCAAGGGUAAAAAGCUCGGAGAAAAAGACGGUAAGAUCGAAGUCGAGCGAGAGCCUGACGGAAAAGUCAAGCUUUACAAGCCGGAAGAUGUCGAGCCCCAAAACCCUCCCAAGUACGAGCUCUUGGAAGAUAUGGCCAACAUGACUUACUUGUCUGAAGCUGCCGUCGUCCACAACUUGAACUCUCGAUACAAGCUGUUCCUCAUCUACACCUAUUCUGGUCUUUUCUGCGUCACCGUCAACCCUUACAAGUGGCUUCCCGUGUACGACAACCACGUUGUCCUCUGCUACUACAACAAGCGACGAACUGAGAUGCCUCCCCACGUCUACUCCGUUUCCGAUAACGCUUACCAAGAUAUGCUCCGAAACUGCGAGAACCAGUCUAUGCUUAUCACUGGUGAGUCCGGAGCUGGUAAGACUGUCAAUACGAAGCGAGUCAUCCAGUACUUCGCUGUCAACAAGGAUCCUCUCAACAACUCUCUCGUUGCUCUCUUCAAGAACUCUACCCUCGAAGUCUGCAAGAAGAUUUGGGAGUCUUACGUCUCCCCUGAUGAUGCACCAAAGGGUGGCGGAAAGAAGGGCGGUAAGCGACAGAAGGGUGGUUCCUUCCAGACCGUCUCUGCCCUCCACAGAGAGUCCCUCCUCCGAUUGAUGACUAAUCUCCACGCUACUCAGCCCCACUUCGUUCGAUGUAUUAUUCCUAACGAACAGAAGAAACCCGGUUUCAUGGACAACAACCUUGUCCUUCACCAGCUCCGAUGUAACGGUGUCUUGGAAGGUAUCCGUAUUUGCCGAAAGGGUUUCCCAUCCCGAGUCGAGUACGCUGACUGGAAACAGCGAUACUGUAUCCUCAACCCCAACGCUGUCCCCAAGGCUGGCUUCAUCGAUCCCAAGAAAGCUUGCGAAAAGAUCCUUACCGGUAUCACCCAGCUCGACCCUGCAGUGUACCGAUUCGGUCACACCAAGCUGUUUUUCAAGGCUGGUAUCAUUGGUGCUCUCGAGGAUCUUCGAGAUGAGCGAAUUGCUGAGAUUCUCACCAAGUUGCAGACUCGCAUGCGAUUCAACCUCUCUAGAGAGGCUUUCCUCAAGACCAUUAAGGAGCGAGAUGGUGCCGUCGUUAUUCAGUCCAACUGGAGAGCUUACAUCACCUUGAAGGAUUGGGAGUGGCAGAAACUCCUCUUCAAGAUCCGACCACUCCUCAACACUGCUGAGAAGAAGGCUGAGUUCGACGAGCUCCUCAAGGAGUACGAAGAGAUGAAGAAGGAACUCGAAGUCGAAUCUAAACGACGAAAGCAGCUCGAGCAGGAGUACUCCAAGUUUAUCCAGCUCAAGAACAAGCUUAUUUCCGAGUUCGCUGGCGAGACCGACGCCCUUCAAGAUGCUGAAGAUCGAUACGAAUCCCUCAUGAAGUCCAAGAUUGAUCUUGAUGGCAAGAUCAAAGAACUCAACGAGCGACUUGAAGAUGAAGAGGAAAUCAACGUCGACCUCCAGAACAAGCGACGAAAGCUUGACACUGAAUGCAAGGAGCUCCGAAAGGACAUUGAUGAUCUCGAAGGAACCCUUGCCAAGGUCGAAAAAGAGAAGGCCACCGUCGAGACCGAUGUUCGAACCAAGACUGACGAGCUUUCUGCUCUUGAAGAUACUAUUGCUAAGCUUCAGAAGGAGAAGAAAGCCCUCCAGGAAGCUCACCAGCAGGCUCUUGAUGAUCUCCAGGCCGAAGAAGACAAGGUUAACUCUCUUUCCAAAGCCAAGAACAAGCUCGAGCAGCAAGUUGAUGACCUAGAACAAUCCGUCGAGACUGAAAAGCGAUCUCGAUUGGAUCUUGAGCGAUUGAAGCGAAAGCUCGAGGGCGAUCUCCGACUCAACCAGGAAACCAUCAUGGAUCUUGAGAACGACAAGCAACGACUCGAGGAAAAACUUAAGAAGGCUGAAUUUGAAUACAACCAGCUUUCCACUCGAUUCGAAGAUGAGCAGGCUCUUGUUGCUCAGCUCCAGAAGAAGAUCAAGGAACUCAUGGCCCGAAUCGAGGAACUCGAGGAGGAGCUUGAGGCCGAACGAGCUGCCAAGGCCAAAUCUGAGAAGUCCCGAUCUGACCUUUCUCGAGAACUCGAGGAACUUUCCGAGCGACUUGAAGAGGCAAACGCUCAGACUCAGAGCCAAAUCGAAGUCAACAAGCGACGAGAAGCUGAGCUCGCCAAGCUCCAGCGAGAUCUUGAGGAGCACAACAUUGCCCACGAGUCGACUCUUUCUACCAUGCGAAAGAAACACGCUGAUUCUUCUUCUGAGCUCACUGAAACCAUUGACAAUCUUCAGCGAGUCAAGACUAAGCUCGAAAAAGAAAAGUCUGAGUUGAAGAUGGAGGCUGAUGAUCUCAUCUCCAACGUUGAGUCCCUCACUAAGGCAAAGACUACUUACGAGAAAUCUUGCCGACAGCUUGAAGAUCAGUACGCUGAUUUGAAGAUGAAGUUCGAAGAACAAGAAAAGAACAUCUCUGACUCUGCUGCCACUAAGGCUCGAUUGACUACUGAGUUCAAUGAGCUCCGACGAACCUUUGAGGAGAAAGAGCAGAUCAACUCUCAGCUCACUCGACAAAAGAACUCUGUCUCUCAGGCUAACGAUGAGCUCCGACGAUCUCUUGAUGAGGAAGUCAAGGGAAAGAAUGCUCUUGUCCACCAGGUCCAAGCUGCCAAGCACGACCACGAGCUCCUCCGAGAACAAUACGACGAAGAAGUCGAGGCCAAGAACGAGCUCCAGCGACAGCUUUCCAAGUCCAACUCUGAGUCCGCCCAGUGGCGAACCAAGUACGAGACUGAUGCCAUCCAGCGAACUGAGGAACUUGAGGAUGCUAAGAAAAAGCUCUCUGGUCGACUCUCCGAGGCUGAAGAGUCCGUCGAAGCUGCUCUUGCCAAGUGCUCUUCUCUUGAGAAAUCCAAGGGUCGACUCCAGUCUGAGAUCGAAGACUUGACCGUCGAACUUGAGCGAGCCAACGCCGCUGCUUCUGCUCUUGAGAAGAAACAGCGAUCAUUCGACAAGAUUCUCGAGGAGAACAAAGUUAAGCAGGAUGAGAUCAACGCUGAGCUUGAAAAGGCCCAGAAGGACUCCCGAGAAGCUUCAAACGAAGUUUUCAAGAUGCGAAACGCUUACGAAGAAGCCGUCGAUGCCCUCGAAUCUGCCAAGCGAGAGAACAAACAGGUCCAGGAAGAAAUCGCUGACCUUACCGACCAGGUCGCCGAAGGAGCCAAAUCCAUCUCCGAGCUCGAGAAAGCCAAGCGAAACAUCGAAGUUGAGCGAAACGAGCUCGCUGCUUCUCUUGAAGAAACUGAAGCUGCUGUCGAGUCUGAAGAAGCAAAGACUCUUCGAAUCACCGUCGAACUCCAGCAGAUCAAGAACGAGUCUGACCGACGACUUCAGGAGAAAGACGAAGAAAUGGACAACAACCGACGCAAUGCUAGCCGAACUGUUGAAUCUAUCCAGUCUCAGCUUGAUUCUGAGAUCCGAUCUCGAUCCGAGGCUGUUCGAAUCAAGAAGAAGCUCGAGGGAGAUAUCUCUGAUAUAGAGAUUCAACUCGCUCACGCUAACCGACAAUUGAACGAUGCUCAGCGACAGAACAAGGACAUCAUGGGCCAGAUCAAGGAUGCUCAGAUGGCUCUUGACGAGUCCGACCGAAUCUUCGACGAAGUCAAGGAGCAGACCGCUGUCACCGACCGACGAGUCAACCUUCUCCAGGCUGAGAUCGAUGAACUCCGAUCUGCUGUUGAGCAGGCCGAAAAAGGCCGAAAGGCUGCCGAGCAGGAGCUCAUGGAAGCCAACGAGCGCGCUAACCUUCUCCACACCCAGAACACCGCCCUCGCCAACCAGAAGCGAAAGCUCGAGCAGGAGCUCCUCGCUGUCGCUAAUGAAGUCGAGGAAGCUAUCCAGGAAGCCAAGAACGCCGAAGAUAAGGCCAAGAAGUCCAUCCUUGAUGCCUCUAUCAUGGCUGAAGACCUUAAGAAGGAGCAGGAUGCUUCCGCUCAUCUUGAGCGAAUGAAGAAGAACCAGGAAGUCCAGCUCAAGGAACUCCAGGCUCGAUUGGACGAUGCCGAACAAGUUGCUCUCAAGGGUGGUAAGAAGCACGUCCAGAAGCUCGAAGGCCGACUCCGAGAACUCGAAUCCGAGCUCGACAACGAACGACGACGAGGUGUUGAGUCUCAGAAGGCUGUCCGAAAGAUGGAGCGAAAGGUCAAGGAGACCGUCUACGCCGGUGAGGAGGAUAAAAAGAACCUUUCUCGACUCCAGGACCAGGCCGAUAAGCUCCAGCUCAAGGUCAAGCAGUUCAAGCGAAUGGCCGAGGAGCAGGAAGAAGCCGCCACUCAGAACAUGUCCCGAUACCGAAAGCUCCAGCACGAGCUCGACGAGGCUGAAGAGCGAGCUGAUAUGGCCGAGUCUACUCUUUCCAAGAUGCGAUCUAAGACCUCUGGUUACUAA
Oikopleura dioica is the source of this 4602-nucleotide messenger RNA. The record is from the annotation of a GenBank genome assembly. Lineage: Eukaryota; Metazoa; Chordata; Appendicularia; Copelata; Oikopleuridae.